Periophthalmus magnuspinnatus is the source of this 981-nucleotide messenger RNA. RefSeq names its product ermin-like. Gene Ontology annotation, biological process: actin filament organization; regulation of cell shape. NCBI's taxonomy places the organism in Eukaryota, Metazoa, Chordata, Actinopteri, Gobiiformes, Gobiidae. Gene Ontology annotation, molecular function: actin filament binding. The coding region runs from base 146 to 877 and encodes 243 amino acids. The transcript is spliced from 2 exons. The record is from RefSeq and is a predicted model, not a curated record.
AAGGGGCUUUGUCAACGCCACAACAAAAGCCUUGUACUUCACUUUGUACUGAAAACACUGUACUGAAGACUACACAGCCAUGGAUAGAUUCUUUCAUACAAUGUAGGGAAUUAUGGGACUGUGAGAAUUAGCAGAAUUUUGCAAAAUGGCAGACUUACCACAUGUUUUUGAAGAAGAGGAUGCAAUGCCCAGUGAAAUUUUGGAGAUUAUCAGAGGGAUCACACCUAAAGCUUUGCAAACACUAGAAGAGCCCUGCAAUGAGACAGACGCGUGGUCCAUGGAGGAGGGAGAUGACUCUGUGUUCUACAGUGAUGAAGAUACACCUCAGCAGGUCGGCAUUUUGGAGACAAGGAGACCACUCAACAGUGAGGCUGAUGAGAUACCACUGCAGGAGGAUGAACAACUGGAAGAAAAUAAUGAAACUGUACAAUGUAUAACACAGCAGAAAGAGAAAAGAGACAAUGAGCAUAAAAUAGAAUACACAAAUCUAUGCAGCACAAUCUCUGAGAUGUUAGUGAGUGCACCUGAUGAAGUUGGCCAGUUGAUAAACAUAAACCUGGCAGUGCAGUCCUCAACCAAAGAUUUUUCUUCAUCAUCCAAAGAACCAGCAGCUUCAAACCAACUGUCUGGCACUUACCAACCUUCACUUGAGGUGUAUCGGGCCCCUGAGAAAGACCAGAGCCACCUCCAACAUGGCUUCCAGGCUCCCAGUGAGAGCCAGUCCAUUCCAGCUUUAAGUAAGAAGAAAUCAAGCCACCCCAAGUCCUUUAACCACCUCACGUCCUCCAAGUACAGCACCCUGUCCUACCGCAGGAUCCGCCGUGGAAACACUAAGCAGAAGAUAGAGGAGUUUGAGUACAUGAUUAUGAACUUGUAACAAUAAUAAAUCUUGGGUGAUCAAAAUAACACAAAAAUAUAAUGAAUUCCAGCUUUGGAGUCUAUCAUUUCAGUAUACAAAAUGACCACAGGCAUGUAAUUAUU